AUGACUGUACUUAACUCUUAUGAUUCUUCUUCUUCUUCCUCUUCCUCUUCUUGUGGUGCCUGCAAGUUUCUAAGGCGAAAAUGCAGCGAUCAAUGUGUAUUUGCUCCUUUGUUCAGCUAUGAUGAAGCCACUUCCCAUUUUGCGGCUGUUCAUAAAGUGUUUGGAGCUAGUAAUGUGUCCAAGCUUCUGUUGCAUCUCCCCAUGCAUGUCCGAACCCAGGCUGCUAUUACCGUCACUUAUGAAGCUCUUGAGCGCAUGCGAGAUCCCGCCAAUGGCUGCGUCUUGCAUAUCUUUGCGUUGCAGCAAGAGGUGGCCAGCUUGCAGGAGGAGAUACAAAUUCUGGGGACCCAAAUAGCCAACCUCCUCACCACCGGCGCCGCCAUUUCAGCAGUGGAGAAUCCAUUUAUAGAGAUGAAUGAUUUUGGGAUGAACUCAAACCAUUGUCAAAAUGAGCUGCCUUCUCAGCUGCUUCCCUACCGAACUUCUGAUGAUGUCCAAAAGGAUGAUCAAAUGAUAUCUCCAUUGCUUUGUUUAGGGGAAAAAGAUGGAGGCUUUGGGUUCUGCCACUCAAAUCAUGUUGUUGAGACAUCAGGCUUUGAUGUUUCAGUUGAGGAGAAUUUUGGUGGCUAUCCAUGGAUACUUGGAUGA
This is a messenger RNA of Cucurbita moschata (crookneck pumpkin), 648 nucleotides long. Its product is annotated as LOB domain-containing protein 33-like. The record is from RefSeq and is a predicted model, not a curated record. The transcript is spliced from 2 exons. Gene Ontology annotation, cellular component: nucleus. The coding region runs from base 1 to 648 and encodes 215 amino acids. Lineage: Eukaryota; Viridiplantae; Streptophyta; Magnoliopsida; Cucurbitales; Cucurbitaceae. Gene Ontology annotation, biological process: positive regulation of DNA-templated transcription; hormone-mediated signaling pathway.